AUGACUGGGAGUAUCAAGGAAUUUGUUACACUGGCUAAAAUAAAAAAUCCAUUAAUCGUUAAGACCCACUGUUUCAUCCACAGAGAAGUGCUGAUGACAAAAACGUUGGGUAGUGAACUCAAUUCCGUUCUGAGUAAUUUCGUUCGUAUGGUCAACUACAUUAAAGGAAAGCCCCUAAAAAGUACAAUUUUUUCCGAAAUUUGUAAAUCAAUGGAUGCUGAUUUCACAAAUUUGUUGUACCAUACCGAAGUGAGGUGGUUAUCCAGAGGAAAGGUUCUGUUACGUCUCUAUGAAUUGAAAGAGGAACUUUUGCUGUUUUUCAUGGAAGAGGAGAACAAUGAAUUUACAUGUUAUUUGGAAGACCACGACUGGAUAUAA
Messenger RNA from Myzus persicae (green peach aphid), 378 nucleotides. RefSeq names its product protein FAM200A-like. Bases 1 to 378 code for a protein of 125 amino acids. The transcript has a single exon. The record is from RefSeq and is a predicted model, not a curated record. NCBI's taxonomy places the organism in Eukaryota, Metazoa, Arthropoda, Insecta, Hemiptera, Aphididae.